AUGGAAGAGACUGGUGAAGGUGCUGGUGGGCUCUACCUGAGUCAGCCCGAUAGCUUCAGAUCUAGUCAUCUGUUUUUGCGACUCCCUGGGGUCAUCCGGGGUCCGGCUGAGACGCAGUUGUCCAUCUCCGUUCUCAGCCUGGUGGUCUCUGCCCUCUCGCUAGCCGGGCCCAGGCUUCCCACAGAUCCACUCCUCAAGGGGGGCUCCAGCUUGUCCUUCCUGGACGGGUUUCACGCUGACCACUGCUGGCGCACCCCCCGAUGCGCCAGCCCCCGUCCGGCGUGCUUUAUCGUGGCCGUCACGGCCUACGACCGCUUCGUGACCCCCCCGCCGCCCAUUCCCCUACCUGCUACUCUUGGCGGACAGCCAGUCCGGGGCAUCCUCCCCAUCGCGGACAAGAGGGUCUUGGAGGCUUACGCCACGGUCAGCCCCCUGGUCAGCCCCCUGAUCUACAGCUUCCACGACAAGGACAUCAUGGGAGCCCUGAGCAGAGUCCUGGGAGAAGAUCAAGUGACCCAGCAGAGGAGAGGCCUGGUUGGCGAGGUCCGAGGAUCCGAGGCCAAAAUGGCAGGGAGCCCAAGAGCCGCUAGCGCCUCCAUCCCGCCGCUCCUGCUGCUGUGGGCCUCCCCGGCCCUGCUCCCCACCGGGGCCUGGCUCUCUCCCAACUGCACCGUGGUGGAAGGCGCCCAGCUGCCUCGCGUCGCCCGCUACUUCUCCCUCUGCCCGGUGGACACCGGCCUGCGCCUGCUGGCGUCUUGCUACUCCGUGACCAGCCUGGCCCGGGCCUUGGAGGCCGUGCCCCCCGGCGUGGAAGGGCUCUGCCUGGGGGGCUCCGUGCCCGUCCUACCCCCUGACGCCUUCGCCAACUUCUCCAGCCUGCAGAUGCUGGGGCUGAUCCUGCAGGUCACCAGGGUCCCGCCGGACGCCUUCCGGGGCUUGGGGCGCCUGCGACACCUCGCCUUCAUCCGCAGAUCGGACAGGGAGGAGCCUUUCCUCCUGCCUCCCGGUGCCCUGGGGCCCCUGGACUCCCUCAGCGUUCUCUCCUUCAGCGGCAUCUGCCUCAACCAGAGUCAGGACGUCCAGCUCCCCGCCGGCCUCCGGCAGCUGACGGUCACCUUCGGUUGCCUGACGGGGCUGGAGGGGCUGACCAGGAUCUUUCCGGGGCUGACGUCGGGUCCGUCCUCCUUGGGGCCCGUCUCUCUGGACAAGCUGGACGUGUCUAACAACGUCCGGCUGAGCGGGGUGGCUUCCGGGGCCCUGCGGGGGCUCCGGCUGGGGACGCUGCAGCUGGAUGGCACCAUGAUGGCGGCCUCCGACCUGCUGGGCUCGGGGCUGGCCGGGCUGGAGGCCCUCUCCCUGGGCCACGGUCAGAUGGUCGUCCCCCCGGGGGAAGCGGUUGCCCGCUUUGCUCUGCGGGGCCUGGAGCUGCCGUGGAACAAGGUGGGUCACCUGACCGGAGAGACCCUGACCCACUGGGCCUCCUUGCGGAGCCUGAACCUCCACUCCAACAGCCUGGAAGAGCUGCCCCCCGGCCUCCUGGCCGUCCUGCUCCAGCUCCAGCGCCUCGAUCUGUCCAACAACCUGCUGCACCGGGUCACCCCGUGCCCGGGGGCCGCGGGGGCGGCCGGCGGGUCGGAGCUGCGGGAGCUGGACCUGUCCUACAACCAGCUGCGGGUCCUGCCGCCCGCAGCCUUCUCCUGCCUGGCCCGACUCCGGGAGCUCCGGCUCCGGGGCAACCGGCUGGCCCGGCUGGGCGGCCGGGCGCUUCAGGGGCUGGGCCGGCUGGAGGUCCUGAAUCUCAACGGGAACCCGCUGGGGGCCUUGGAGAAGGGUUGGCUGGCCCCGCUGGCCUCCCUGAAGGCCCUGAGCCUGACGGGCGGCCAGCUGGCCUCCGUCCAAGGCUGGCGUUUCCGGGGCCCGACGGGGCUGACCGGCCUGCAGCUGGACUUGACCUCGGGCCCGGGGAAGCUGGCCCUGCCCCGGAGCCCUGCUCUGCGUAGCCUCGAGAUCCAGGCCGGGGACGAGCUGGUGCUGCGCUCCCCACCCCCGGACCCCUACCCUGCCCUGGAGACCCUGGUCCUCCAAGGCUCGGGGUUGCGGCUGGAGCACCCCAACGUCUCCUCUGCCUUCCCCGCCCUCCGCCGCCUGGCCCUGCUCCACGUGGACCCCCGGCACUUCUGCUCCCCCGGGGCCUCGGGCUCGUCCCUGUUGCGACUCCCGCUCCUGGAGAGCCUGCUGGUGCGCUGCCCCGGGGUCUGCCGGGUCUCCGGCCCGCCCGGCCUGCGGGCGCUGGAGCUGGAGACGUCGCCGACCCCGUCCCGGCCGCGGCCCCGGGCGCUCCAGGCGUUCCUCGGAGAGUUACCCCGGCUGGAAGUGCUGACUCUGAAGGGGAAAGGGGUGGGGGCCCUCUCCGCCGCCGGUUUCCGGGGCCUGGGCCGCUUGCGGGUGCUGGUGCUGGACGACACGGCCGUCCUGGUGCUAGACAGCAGCCUCCGGGAGGAGAGCCCCCAGCUGCCCCAGUACAUCUACUUCCUCAACGUGUUCCUCGCUUGCCAGUGUGCCAACUCGUGGGUGGGGCCCUGGGCGGCGGGGGUCCCGGGCACCUACGUGCACUUCAAGACCCAGGCGUGCGAAUCCGAGGCCGGCCCGUCCCCCAAGUCCCGGCUGUUCUCCUUUCUCCAGAGCCACUGUCCUCAGGGCCUGGAGCUGGAGCUCUUCCUGGCCAGCUCGGGCCUGCUGCUCCUGCUGGGUUCCCUGCCCCUCCUCUGGGGAGCCGGGAGCUCCUGGGUCCUCCACCUCCGGACCCUGCUGCGGGCCAGAUGGCGCGGGCCCGGGGCCCGGCGGGGCGAGGGCCGGCCGUUCCGAUACGACGCUUUCGUGUCCCACUGCGGGCGGGACCAGGCCUGGGUGGUCGGCCGGCUGCUCCCGGCCCUGGAGGGGGCCCCGCCGGGCACCGGGGGCCUACGGCUCUGCCUGCCCGAGCGGGACUUCGAGCCGGGGCGGGACGAGGCGGGCAACACCGCCGACGGGCUGGCGGCCAGCCGGGCCGUGCUGUGCGUGCUCAGCCCCCAAGCCCUGGGCGACCCUUGGUGCCUGCUGCAGCUGCGGCUGGCCACCGCCCGCCUGCUGGCCAACCCCGGGGACUUCUGCCUCCUGCUGCUCUUCCUGGAGCCCGUCUCCCGCCACCGGCUCCCCGACUACCACCGGCUGGCCCGCCUGCUCCGGACCAGGGACUGCCUGGACUGGCCCGGGGAGGAAGCCAAGAGGGAGGCUUUCUGGGAGCGUCUGAGGAAGAGGCUAGGGAGUCUGCGGCCAAGGGGCGGCCGAGGGGGAGAGGAGUGA
Molecule: messenger RNA, 3342 nt
Organism: Ornithorhynchus anatinus (platypus)
Lineage: Eukaryota; Metazoa; Chordata; Mammalia; Monotremata; Ornithorhynchidae
Product: toll-like receptor 12
Exons: 4
Coding region: 1-3342 (1113 amino acids)
Biological process (GO): immune response; toll-like receptor signaling pathway; inflammatory response
Cellular component (GO): membrane
Molecular function (GO): transmembrane signaling receptor activity; protein binding
Source: RefSeq, a predicted model, not a curated record